Molecule: messenger RNA, 759 nt
Organism: Protomyces lactucae-debilis
Lineage: Eukaryota; Fungi; Ascomycota; Taphrinomycetes; Taphrinales; Protomycetaceae
Exons: 1
Coding region: 1-759 (252 amino acids)
Biological process (GO): translation
Cellular component (GO): ribosome
Molecular function (GO): structural constituent of ribosome
Source: RefSeq, a predicted model, not a curated record
AUGCUGCUCAGAAGUCGCAUCGGUCACUCGGCAUCUGUCGUACGUCGUUGCUUCUCUUGCUCAAGGUCUGUUCUAGAAGAUACGCCAAAAUCAAGUGAUCUUGCAGACAAGCUUCGCGCAACGGCACAACAAAAACCGGCAAAUCCAGAGAGCACCGCUGAAGGCACAGCUGCGGCGCCUAUCGAUGCCAUCGACACAAGUCUAUUGUUUGGCGACUUGAUGGGCUCCUCAAGGCGUGUGAAAUCUGCGUCUGGCCCGAUCAUGCCUACAUCCAAGAUUUUCAAGCAAGAUGCAAGUGCGCCUGCUGAUGCGCAAAAGUACUAUCUGCACUGCUUGACUUCCCACAGCAAUACGCUACUGACCCUGACAAAUUACAAGCAUGAGCCUAUUCUAUGGACAUCAGGUGGUCUUUGUGGUUUUAAAAAGGCAGCGAGAGGUGGAUAUGAAGCUGGAUUCAGGAGCACCAUUACGAUGCUCGAAAAGAUGCAACGGAAAGAGGCGGAAGAUAGGGCUUUGCUACUCAAGGAACGCACUGAACCGAGCCGUGUUCAAAAGACUGCCGCCAAGAAGCGGAAAGCACCCUUCAAGCCGCGUGAAAUUGAGCUGGUCAUCAAAGAAUUCGGACUCGGUCGCGAAGCUGUCAUGAAGGCACUCGCUGGUCAAGAAGGUGAUUACUACCGUGGUCUCAUCACAAAGGUGAUUGACGCAACACCCCUCAAGUUUGGUGGUGUUCGCGCCAGAGCCGUGAGGCGUCUGUAG